UUCGUCCAAAAGUUUUACAUCCAGCAGCAACUAAAGCAACUAAAGCAGAACAACAAAAAGAUUAUGAAACAGCUAUAGUAUGGUUAACUCAGCUUUUACAAGAUUAUCCAAAAAGCUAUUCAAUUUUAUGUAGAAGGGCAUUUGCAUCUUUGAGACUUCAAUUAUAUUCUCAAGCUUUAAAAGAUUUAGCAAUGGCAACCCAAUUAAAAUCAUCAAAAUUUUUAGCUUAUGAUUACAAAG
Molecule: messenger RNA, 240 nt
Organism: Cetraspora pellucida
Lineage: Eukaryota; Fungi; Glomeromycota; Glomeromycetes; Diversisporales; Gigasporaceae
Source: the annotation of a GenBank genome assembly